Closterium sp. Naga37s-1 is the source of this 2298-nucleotide messenger RNA. Lineage: Eukaryota; Viridiplantae; Streptophyta; Zygnematophyceae; Desmidiales; Closteriaceae. The record is from the annotation of a GenBank genome assembly.
AUGAACCCGCGUCGGGAAUUUUCACCGUCGCGGAGUACGCGCUCACUGGAGCGCGGGAGAUCGCGGACGCGUUCGCCACGGGGGGCGGCGUACCGCACGGAUCUGGUGUUUGAUGGACGUCGAGAAGGAGGCGAGGACGAUCUGCACGCAAGAUCGGAGCCCAGGCCUCAACCGUCCAGCAGCGGCCCUUGGAAUCUGGCGCGCGGCCAGCAAGGAGAGGGUGGCAGGCGUCGCGACGACGCGGACGUGUUGGACUCGUCGGAUUCGGCAAGUGAGGCCGACGGUGAGGAAGAAGCAGACGAGAUCCUGAUGGCGCGAGAUGGUGGGAAGGACGAAGUCGCGGAAGAAGAGCGCGACGAAGGGAGCAAAGACGCAGGAGCAAGUGGCUCGCCGAGAGAGAUGCGCGGAGGCAGCGCAAGGCGCCGCGGAAGCGCGGAUGCAGGUCGCGCGGCGGACGAAAUGGGUGACGGCAGCGUAGGGCGCCGCGGGAGCGCGGAUGCAGACGAUUCGACGGGCGAAAUGUGCGGGAAUGGCACGAGGCGCCGCGGGAGCGUGGAUGCAGACAAUUCGACGGGCGAAAUGCUCAGGGAUGGCGCGAGGCGCCGUGGUAGCGCGGAUGCAGACGAUUCGACGGGCGGAAUGCGCGGGAAUGGCACGAGGCGCCGCGGGAGCGCGGACACAGACGGGUCGGUGGGCGAAAUGCUUGAGAAUGGUGCGAGGUGCCGGGGGAGCACGGAUGCAGAUCGCUCGCCAGGCAGGAUGCGCGGAAGUAACGUAAGGCGCGGCAAAGACAAGGAGGCUGAGCGCGCGCCAGAACCCAGACGUGAGGAAGUGAGGAGGCGAGACGCGCAUGUGGAAGCGCGUGGCUCGCCUGAGCCAAGACGCGGACAUGAGCGCAGGAGGCGCAUGGCGCUGGGCGGAUGGCGAUCACCAGAGCUGCGGGGAGAGGAAAGGGGGGACGGCACGUGCGCAAAAAGGCGUGCGCAGCGCUCGCCUGCACGGCAGCGGAGGCACAAGGGGGAGGCACGUGUCGGGAGUAGUGAACGCUCGCCAUUGGGCAUCUUGGGGGCAGAUGCGAGAGUGCGCCGGGAAGGAAGAGAAGAGCACCUGCGAGCAGGGGCAGAGGGCGCGAAGGAACUUGGUGGAGAGGCCAGAAACAGGCAGGAGAAAGAGAAACUGGGGAAGGGAGGAAAGGAGCAGCAGAGGUUAUGGGAGAAAUCGCCAGAAGAGGAAUGGAGAGGCAGGCUGGACGGCCAGAGAAAAGUGGUGAAAGGAGAAGGAGGAAGGAAAGAAGGGAGGAGACAAGGAGCGAUGAAGAGCAUUGCAGACGAGGGGAGAGGUCGCAAGAACGGGGGACAGAGAAUGAAGAGGAGGAAUAUGAGUACGGUUUGGAUCGGCGCCAAUGCGGUAAGCGGGAGCGGCGUGAAAAGGAAUUACCCCCUGAAGGAAGAGAGGGGUACAAGGGAGGGCAAGAGGGGUAUAGGGAACCUGAAGUGGAGGAGAGGAAUAGUAACGCCAGCAGCAGCGGAAGUAGAGGAGAAGGACGAGAAGGUGGGAGCAGGAGCGUGUGUACCAGCAACAGCGGAAGCAGAGGAAAAGGAUGAGCAGGUGGGGGCAAGAUCAUGUGUACCAGCAGCAGCGGAAGCGGAAGUGGUGGAUGAAGGGGUGGAGGCACGGGCAUGUGUGGUGGCAGCAGCGGAAGAGGAAGGGAAAGAAGAGAAGGUGGGGGCACAGGCGUGUGUAGCAGCAGCAGCGGAAGAGGAAGGGAAAGAAGAAAAGGUGGGGGCACAGGCGUGUGUAGCAGCAGCAGCGGAAGUGGAAGGGAAAGAAGAAAAGGUGGGGGCACAGGCGUGUGUAGCAGCAGCAGCGGAAGAGGAAGGGAAAGAAGAGAAGGUGGGGACACAGGCGUGUGUAGCAGCAGCAGCGGAAAAGGAAGGGAAAGAACAGAAGGUGGGGGCACAGGCGUGUGUAGCAGCAGCAGCAGAUGAGGAAGGGAAAGAAGAGCAGGUGGGGGCACAGGCGUGUGUAGCAGCAGCAGUGGAAGAGGAAGGGAAAGAAGAGAAGGUGGGGGCGCAGGCGUGUGUAGCAGCAGCAGCAGAAGAGGAAGGGAAAAAAGAGAAGGUGGGGGCACAGGCGUGUGUAGCAGCAGCAGCAGAAGAGGGAGGGAAAGAAGCGAAGGUGGGGGCACAGGCGCGUGCAGUGGCAUCAGCAGUAGCAGAAAGGAAAGCCAAGAAAAAGGGGGCAUGGGCGUGCGCACCAGCAGCCGCAGAAGCAGAAGGAAAAGACGAGAAGUGGUGA